Erigeron canadensis is the source of this 3053-nucleotide messenger RNA. RefSeq names its product pentatricopeptide repeat-containing protein At1g09820. NCBI's taxonomy places the organism in Eukaryota, Viridiplantae, Streptophyta, Magnoliopsida, Asterales, Asteraceae. The transcript has 4 exons. The record is from RefSeq and is a predicted model, not a curated record. The coding region runs from base 106 to 1971 and encodes 621 amino acids. Gene Ontology annotation, molecular function: protein binding.
CCCUCCACGCCGACGUCCUUAAUCCUCCACGCCGGAUUUUUGGCUUGAAUACGCCGCCAAUACAUGCUGCGUUAAAGUUGGUCUAAAUCCAAACCACUUUGUAACAUGAUCUGUCUUCAUCGUUUUCGAUUUCACACACGAAUCCCAUGUUCCAUAAUCACAACCACAUCAUCAUCAUCUUAUUAUUAUUAUUUUUAUUCCUCAAAUUCCCAAACAACAAUAUUAUCCCCUGUUCCAUUACAAAAAGACACACAAACUUAUCUUGAUCUUAUAAAAAAUCAACAUUGGAAUGCCCUCAAAUCCCUUCAUUCAACAACAAUUCCCCCUAACCUAUUUCUCCAACAUCUUUUCGAAUCGAAUGCUCCGGCCGACGUGGUUUUAUCGUACUUCAAAUGGUCCCAAAGGGAGUCUAAGGUAUCUCAUUCACUUGAACAUUAUCUUAGAUUGUUUUAUUUGUUGGCAAAUGCUAAUAAGUAUAGUAAAAUCAGAUCAUUGUUAGAUGAUAGAUGUUGUUUUGUUAGAAAUGCUGUUAUUGAUUCGAAACAUUCUUGUAACUCGAUAUUGCGGAUGUUGGGUGUGGUUUGUGAGGGAAAUGUGUGUGUGAAUUCGAUAAUUGUGGAAAUUUUAAUGUUGGGGUUUUUGAAAAAUGGAAAACCCGAGAUGGGGUUCGAGGUUUUUGAUAGGGCGGGUGAUUACGGGUUGAAGUUGUCUGUGUUGGGGUGUAAUCGUUUGAUUGAUUGUUUAGUGAAAGAAGAGAUGUUUGGGCGUGUUGAAUUUGUGUAUAGAGAGAUGGGGAAGAGACGGGUUGGGGUUAAUCGGGCCACGUUUAAUAUGGUGAUUAAUGGGUUGUGUAAAGCUGGGAGGUUGCGUAAAGCAACGGAUGUUUUUGAGGAUAUGCGGGUUAGGGGUGUUUCGCCGUCGGUGGUGACGUAUAAUACGCUUAUUGAUGGGUAUUGUAAGAAGGGCAGGGAUGGGAAAAUGUAUAAAGUAGACGCUCUUAUGAAGGAAAUGGUGGAAAAGAAGGUGUUUCCAAAUGAGGUAACGUAUAAUUGUGUUAUAGAUGGGUAUUGUAAGGAUGGAAACCUUGUUGCCGGUAUGAAGUUGUUUAAGGAAAUGCAAGAUAAGGGGUUGAAACCUAAUGUUGUCACGUAUAAUUCUUUGAUUAACGGGUUUUGUGGUUUGAGGAAGGUUGAUGAAGGUCUUGCGCUGUGGGCUCAAAUGGUUGAGUUGGGCGUGGAGCCGAGUCUUGUUACUUUUAAUGCUUUGAUGAACGGGUUUUCAAAGAAGCAACUCGUGAAGGAAUGUAAAGAGGUGUUUGAUGAUAUUGCUAAGCAAGGGUUAGUUCCUAAUGUGUAUACAUUUAAUACAUUGAUUAAUGCUUAUUUUCAAAAUGGAAAUUUGGAAAAAGCGGCUAAAGUGUAUAAGUCAAUGUUAGAGGAUGAUAUAAGUCCCAAAGUUUCAACUUUUAAUUCAUUGAUUGCUGGAUAUAGUCGAGUUGGAGAUAUGGAGGCUGCGAAUAAGGUUGUGGAGGUUAUGAAGGAUAGAGAUUUGAAAGCAGAUGUUGUAACAUAUAAUAUACGGAUUGGUGCACUUUGCAAAAAUGGGGAGUCAAGAGAGGCGCUAAAGCUUCUUAACGAGAUGUCGCGGGUUGGUUUGAUUCCGACUCAGUUAACAUAUAAUACUUUGAUGGAUGGUUAUCGUAGGGAAGGAAACCUCAAGGCCGCUUUGAAUGUGAUGACAAGAAUGGAAAGGGAUGGGAGGCGGCCCAAUGUCGUGACGUAUAAUGUGUUGAUUAAGGCCUUUUGUGCGAAAGGUAAGCUGGAAAUAGCUAAUGAAUUUCUUAACAAGAUGUUGGAGAAAGGUUUGGUACCUAAUCGUAUAACCUAUGAUAUUGUUAGAGAGGAAAUGAUGGAGCGAGGAUUUCUUCCUGAUAUAGACGGGCAUCUCUAUAACAAUCCUGUUACUUCUUGACUAACACCUCUCUGCUAGUGGUGGUGAUUUUUUUUGUGGGUGAACAGUUCUGCUCUAACAUGUUGAAAUCAGUUUCUUAGCAGAAAUCAAACGUAAUCAAUCGAGAAUCUGCAACCACUUCGUUGUCUUCUUUGUCAAAGGGAUAUUUAACGGGAUGUUUUGGUUUAUAAUCUGAUCAAUAUACAUUUGGUCUGAUUGCUUAAGAAGAUACACUCGCUGCUGGUUGAUCUAUGUUCCAGUUCAUUGAUCGAUCUACCCUGUUGGUUAUGGCUAGUUCAUGAAGUUCAGAUAUUUGCAAAUCAAAUUCAUAGCUCUUUGAUUUGUUCGAUUUUUGUCCACUUCAAUUUGAUAGCAGUGACAAAUUUGGAAGCAAGAUUGAGGGACACAUUUGAGUGUUGAUUUGAAGAUGAUUUGUGCUAACAUAAAUUGACCUAUUCGGCAAUUUCUAUCUUCGUUGUGAGGUUAUGAUGUUGUUACCAUCAGAAUUGAAAUGUAUGGUGGCCGCAAAGCUUACCGUCGUUUAUUUAGGAUACCACAAAAGAAGAUCAAGUGGUCUUUGAGCCUGCAGCACCGCGAUAUGUCACCAUCUACUUCUUUACUCCCCUUUUUUACCUCAAGGGAUGAUAAACCGUGGCAUGAAUGCCUUGAUGUUGAUUGUAAGCUUUUGUAGAAUUGGUGCAUUCUAGCAAUCAUACAACACAAUGGGGGGAAAAUCAGCAAGAAAAUAAACCAAAACGAGCAAAAUCAGCAAGGACUGCAAAUAAAAAGAGUGGUUCGUCAGUUCCCUCUCAUCUGCUCAAUACUGAUGUUUCUCAAGUUAAAGGAGAGACAAAAGUAUUAUCAAAUAUGAUGUUUUACUUUGCGAAUGUACCUUUGACGCAUACCUUGGAUUCAUUGCACAAAAUGGUGGCUGAAAAUGGUGGUAAUUUUUCAAUGAAUUUGAACAAUGCAGUUACUCAUUGUAUUGCUGCAGAAAGUAGAGGGAUCAAGUUUCAAGCUGCAAAGCGUCAUGGUGAUGUCAUCCAUUACUCGUGGCUUCUUGAUUGUUGUUGUUAAAAGAAACUUAUCCCCUUACAGCCAAA